Molecule: messenger RNA, 1870 nt
Organism: Oncorhynchus nerka (sockeye salmon)
Lineage: Eukaryota; Metazoa; Chordata; Actinopteri; Salmoniformes; Salmonidae
Gene: mad1l1
Product: mitotic arrest deficient 1 like 1
Exons: 16
Coding region: 161-1870 (569 amino acids)
Biological process (GO): attachment of mitotic spindle microtubules to kinetochore; mitotic spindle assembly checkpoint signaling
Cellular component (GO): nuclear envelope; kinetochore; mitotic spindle
Source: RefSeq, a predicted model, not a curated record
AGGUAAUCUCGCGAUAACAGCACAGAUCUUGUUCUAGGAAAGGAGGGAGUUCGAAGUUGUGCUAGCUAGCAGUUGUUACUAUCUAUAACUACCUAACUAGUCAACUUUUUAAACGUCAAGUUCCAAGAAGCUACAGCAACCUUGUAAACAGUUGACCACCAUGGACAUUGAGGAUGACACGACGGUGUUCUCCACUCUGAAGUCCUUUAAGAGUUUCAUCUCUCUUCCGGACACGUCUCGGAACCAGGGAGAACCCACCCCGGUGCAGAGCCACGUCCUACAGAACCAGUACCUGCAGAGAUUACAGUUGCUGGAGGCAGCAGAGAAGGUGCAGUCUAAAACCCAGCUGAUCCAGAUGGACCAGGAGAAGAGACAGAUGGAGAUCAGUCACAAGAGAGCACGCAUCGAACUGGAGAAGAACGCUACGCUGAGCGCUAGGGACUUUGAGCGUGAGGUGGACCGUAACCAGGACCUGCUGGGACGAAUCAGACGCCUGGAAGAGAGGGAGGCGGAGUCUAGCCAGAGCCUAUCGGAAAAGGCGGAGGCAAACCGUGCUCUACAUCGGACCCUGGAGUCUCUCAACAGAAGGGUGGAGGAGAGGGAUGGAUGGCUCAACACCUCUAACCAGACGGCGAGCGGUUUAAAGGAUGAGAUCCGGGACCUGAAGCAGCAGGUCCAGACGCGGGACAACACCAUCUCUAACCAGACACUGGAGAACCAGGGACUACAGGAACAAGUGGAGCUACAACACAGGAAGUACCAGGAAGUGUCUCAACGGUGCCAGGCCCUCCAGUUAGCAUCAUCCACCUGCUCCGACCACGAACUCAAGAUUAAGGAGUUGGAGAGGAAGUUGGCUCUGCAGGAACAGGAUGUUGUCAUAGUGAAGAACAUGAGGUCAGAGGUCGCUAGGGUCCCAGAUAUGGACAAGGAGCUCCGACAGCUAAGAGAGGAGAAUGUUUACCUCAGGGAGACGAGGGAGAACGUGAUCCUGCUGAAGGAGGAAACGGAGGGUUUGAGACGUAAGGUAGAACGGAUGGAGAAGAUGAAAGAGGAGAUGGUGAACGUGGAGCUGGAGAAGGAGAAACUGUCUCAGAAACUGCAGGCCUGGGAGAACCUGGGACAGUCUACUGGACUCAACAUACGGACACCAGAGGAUCUGUCCAGAGAGGUGAUUCAGAUCCAACAACGAGAGAUCGCUGUCAAACAACACAACUACACUCUCACCAGCAGCUGUAGGUCAGUGGAGCGGUCUCAGGCUGGCCUCCAGGGGGAGCUGUUGUCGCUACGUUCUAAAGCUCUGGAAGAACAGAAGAAGAGAGAGACCCAGGAAUCACUGGUCAGACGACUACAGAAGAGAGUGUUGCUGCUCACCAAGGAGAGGGAUGGGAUGCGUGCUAUCCUGGAGUCCUAUGACAGUGAGCUGUCUUCUAGUGACUACACUCCUCAACUCAGCCGCAGACUCAGAGAGGCAGAAGAUGUACUGACCAAGACUCAGAACCACAAUACAGAGAUGGAGGUUCUGUUGACUAAAGCCCAAGAGGAGGCUGGGGCCCUCAAACUACAAGUACAGACUAUGGAGUUGGAGCUGGAGGUUAUGAAGAAGCAGCAAGACUCCGUCGCCGAGGGCAUCCCCUUAGCAACGAACGAGGAAGUCAACACACUCCGGCUGAAGAUUGAGGAGUUGGAGGGAGAGCGACAACGUCUGGAAGAACAGAACAAUGUUCUAGAGCUGAGGCUGGAGAGACACAACUUACAGCUCAAACUGCACAUGCCGUGUUUCACUUCCUGGAGUAGCUCAAACUGCACAUGCCGUGUUUCACUUCCUGGAGUAGCUCAAACUGCACAUGCCGUGUUUCACUUCCUGGAGUAG